UCACUUUACCGGUUGUGUUCUUUUAUUAUAGUUUUGUAUAAUUUCCAAUAUAAUUAUCAAGAGAUAGUUGCAAUUUAUUUUAAUCAGCAAAAAAUUUAACAAUGUUUUUAUUUAGUUCGUUUUUAAUUGUAUUGUUAAUGAGUGAAAGUUUUUGUGAAGAAGAGUCUAAAGUUGUAAAAUUGGGAUAUGAUAAUUUUGAAAAGUCAUUAAAAUCAAACAAUUAUUUUGUUGACUUCUUUGCACCAUGGUGCGGACAUUGCAAAAGACUAACUCCUAUCUGGGAAGAACUGGCUAAUGAGAAAAAUCAUCCAAGCUCAAAUCUUGUUGUCGCUGAAGUAGAUUGUACUAAUGAGCAAGAGUUGUGCGCUGAUCAAAGUAUUAAAGGAUACCCGACAAUAAUACUUUUUAAAAAGGGGGAAGCACCAAUCCGAUAUUUAGGUCAUAGAGAUAUGGAAUCAAUGAAAAGCUUUUUAAAUGAACAUAUUCCUGAAGAAAAGCAUAUUCCAGAGGAAGCUGUUUCAGAAGAAACAUCACCAAUAGCACUUGUAGAAUUAGAUGAAGAAAUAUUUCAGGAUCAUAUUAAUAAAGAAUAUAGGUUUAUUGAAUUUUAUGCCCCAUGGUGUGGUCAUUGUCAAAAGUUGGCUCCAACCUGGGAAGAAUUAGCUGAAUCAAUGAAACAUCUUAGUAAACUAAGAAUUUCUAGAAUCGAUUGUACAAUGUUUAGACCGAUCUGUCAAGAGCAUGGUGUCAAAAGUUAUCCCACAUUAUUAUGGUUUAAAGACGGAGAAAAAGUUGAGAAGUAUUCAGGAUCACGUAGUCUUGAAGAUUUCAAAGCAUAUAUCACAAAAAUGAUGGGCGAAGAUGCUGUAGAACAGUUCCCACCAGAAGUUAGUGUAUUGAAUUCUGAAAACUUCUAUCAAAUGGUUAACAAAGGAUAUACAUUUGUUAAAUUUUAUGCACCAUGGUGUGGUCAUUGUCGAACCUUAGAACCAGUUUGGGAAAAAAUUGCCAAACGUGUUCACAACAAUUACCGGGGAAUGCGGGUUGCCAAAGUGGAUUGUACUAAAAAUCGUGAUUUGUGUAAUGAUCAACAAAUAGAAGGCUAUCCCACGUUGUUCCUAUACAAAAAUUCGGAAAAAGUUAACGAAUAUUACGGCGAAAGGGAUUAUGAUGAUUUAUUAGCAUUUGUAGAUUCUGCUCUUACAAGUAGUAUGCAUGAUGAGUUGUAGAAAACAGAUUUCAUGCAGAGAUCUAUUCUUAGUUAUGGUAAUUUUUAAAUUUUGUUUUCUUUUUUUUAACGGAUUGUUGUCGUUUAUAAUAUUUAAGCUUUUACAAUAUUUAGUUUUUAAAAUUUAGUAUGUUUAUUAAACUAGUUUACCAAUAUACAAAAAAUACUUUCUACAGUUAAUACGAGUAUACAUAACAUAUAAAAUGAAUUGUACAAAAAAUAGAAAUUUUGUAAUCAUAAAGUAGACAGUACAAUAGGUAUUGUGCAUUGGAUAUUUAAAAGUUUCAAUUAAAUGUAUAAACAGU
Molecule: messenger RNA, 1533 nt
Organism: Condylostylus longicornis
Lineage: Eukaryota; Metazoa; Arthropoda; Insecta; Diptera; Dolichopodidae
Gene: prtp
Product: thioredoxin domain-containing protein 5
Exons: 5
Coding region: 102-1229 (375 amino acids)
Biological process (GO): protein folding
Cellular component (GO): endoplasmic reticulum
Molecular function (GO): protein disulfide isomerase activity
Source: RefSeq, a predicted model, not a curated record